Tyto alba (common barn owl) is the source of this 1895-nucleotide messenger RNA. Its product is annotated as serine/arginine repetitive matrix protein 2-like. The transcript has 2 exons. The record is from RefSeq and is a predicted model, not a curated record. Lineage: Eukaryota; Metazoa; Chordata; Aves; Strigiformes; Tytonidae. Bases 217 to 1413 code for a protein of 398 amino acids.
CCCACCAGACAGGAGGGUGCCAGCGUUGUGCCGUGCCAGGGACUGCCCCUGCGCUCCCGGCCCUCCGCUCUCUCCCCUCAGCCUGGGCUUCAGCUUCACGCAGGAGUCAGAAAGCGGGCAGGGGGGGAAGAGCAGGGACGCCCUGCCUCUGCCUUAUGCCGGGGCAGCAGGGGCGCAGCAUUUUUCCCUUGUGCUUCAGAUUGCCAUCAUGGGAGAAUGGGCACGCAGAUGAUGAACAAAAUGAGAGGCACAGCCGCUGCGAUGCCCGUGAGUGCCUUUGCCCAGGAGGCAGGCAGCACACAAAGCGACAGGGGCCCUGGCAACUGCUCCUGUGCUGCUCCUGCGCUGCCGAGGGCACCCACAGACGAUGCUCCCACUUGGGGACCGGCGCAGCCAGAUGGGAGUGCAACAGCUGUGCUGGCCUGGGCACCGGUAAGAGGCAAAGCACCCGGGUGCCCCCGGGCGAGGCCUGGCAGCGGGUGCCCAUUCUGGGCUUGGCAGAGCCCCUCUGCUCCAGGGGGGCUGGGGGCACAGUUCUGGCCUCUCCUGCCGCGGGCCUGGGGGGCCGUGCCCGUGACCUUCCUGCUCCCCCUUACAGCCUCCAGUGGCAGCUCGGAGGUGGCGGGUCCCAUCACCGAGAGCCAGUCAGGAUCGGGGCCAUCCCACAGCUCUCCAGCACCAGAGACCAGCAGCCCCAGCAGCACUGGUCUCCAGGCGGCAUCGGGGCCAUCCCAAAGCUCCCCAGUGCCUGAGAGCAGCAGCUGCUCCAGCCCACCUGGGCCUGACCGUGUGCGAGACCGAGCUCGCUCACGGCGUAGUGCCCAAAAACCCUACAGCCGGCCCACAAGACACCGUGGCAGGAGCAGUGCACCAGCACGCAGGGCUGAGAGGAGCACCCCAGGACAGUUGGCACGGGGACGGUCCCACAGCUCGCUUGUCCCUGAGUCCAGCAGCCCCAGCACCAGCACCACGGCGGCAUCAGGGUCCUCCUCCAGCUUCACAGAACUGGAGAGUAGCAGCCCCAGCAGCACUGGUGGCCAAGGGGCAUCGGGGCCGUCUCAAAGCAGCUCCCCACCACCUGAGAGCAGCAGCUGCUCCAGCCCACCUGGGCCCGACCGCGUGCGAGACCGCUCUCGCUCGCGGCGUCGGGCCCAAAAGCCCUACAGCCGGCGCACAAGAGGCCGUGGCAGGAGCCGCGCACCAGCACCCAGGGCUGAGAGCAGCAGCCCCGCACAGUCGGUGCCGGGAUGCUCCCGUGGCUCCCCGGUACCCGAGACCGGCAGCCCCAGCACCCCCAGCUCUGCACGGCUCCAGAGCAGCCGCCGCCCCAGCCGCCCCGGGCCCGUGCGGGGACGAGACCGCUCCCGCUUACGACGUCGGGCCCAGAACCCUUACAGCCGGCCCGGACGCUGACGCGCGACCAGCCCUGCGCCGGCCCUGCCUGCUGGCCCUGAUCCCCCACCACCGCUCCAAUAAAGUUGACUGUUAAUCUCUGCCCUGGGAGAUUCCACGCUCCUUUGUUGGCUUCCGCCGGGCCCACAGGGUUGUCUUCUCCCCGGGGCUUGGCAGCACCUUCCCCAGACCUCCCUCCUCGCGGGCUGGCCUUGGCCGGCUGCCCAGCGCCAUGGCCGUGGGCUUCGGGCCUCGCUGGCCCCGCAGCCUGCUCCGCUUCCCCGGGGAAAGUUCGAACGCACAAGCGGCAAAGCGCCUCUGCUUUCAAAGUUCCCCUCAGAGUCACCUCUGGAGGUGUGACAUGAAGGUUGCUGCAGAUGGUGCUGCUACAGUAGUAGCCAAAGGGCAUUGCCCUUCCCCAGUUCCAGCUCCUGUCGCCCACCGUGGUUGCUGCUGUACCAGCUUGUCCUGGCUUUGAGGGAGCGGUGGGGUUUUUUGGUAGC